Molecule: messenger RNA, 666 nt
Organism: Papilio xuthus (Asian swallowtail)
Lineage: Eukaryota; Metazoa; Arthropoda; Insecta; Lepidoptera; Papilionidae
Exons: 5
Coding region: 27-569 (180 amino acids)
Source: RefSeq, a predicted model, not a curated record
UUAGCCAUAGAUGUGUUUUAUUAAAAAUGUUGAACAUAACGUUUUUAUUGUUGAUCGCCGCAUCUAUAAUAACUUCAGAGCAAUCACGACGAACGAUCGUUGAUAUUCCGCUUACGGGCAUAGAUUCGCGAUUCACAGAAGAAGCAAAUAAAAAAGACUGGGAUGAUCAUGAAAUCAAAAAGUUCUUGUCAACAAGACAAGCGAAACAAUCAUUCUCAUACAAAUACACAAUUAAAUUAAAACACAAUGUAAAGAAAAAAGAAAACAAAAAGGAAAAAAUGUACGAUUUCAAAUAUAAAACAGCCUGUAUAUGCAAAGAUUGGAAAUGUGACUGGAGGAGAUCCGGGCAUGGUUCUGAAGAUAUAUCAAGAUAUAGAGAUGAUGCAUUUAAUGUAAUAAAUUUCUUCAAUACUUUGCACAAAUACAAUAAUGAAUUACGUAAAGGUGGAGAGAAGAUAAAAAUGCAAAGGAAUUGUCAAUGUCUACGUAAGGUUUGUCCUACCAGAUCUAAGGAUGAUUUUCAUAAUGAAUAUAACACACAGGAUAUAGAUGCAUCCGUUAAUGUUUAAUGUAACGGAUUAUUCAACAUAUUAAAAUUCAGCCUAUAUCCUUCAAGUCUUUUAAUUUUAUGUUAAACAACAACUCAGUCGUUAAAUGACUACUAAG